Messenger RNA from Hordeum vulgare subsp. vulgare (domesticated barley), 863 nucleotides. RefSeq names its product late embryogenesis abundant protein 19-like. Bases 124 to 648 code for a protein of 174 amino acids. The record is from RefSeq and is a predicted model, not a curated record. NCBI's taxonomy places the organism in Eukaryota, Viridiplantae, Streptophyta, Magnoliopsida, Poales, Poaceae. The transcript is spliced from 3 exons.
UCCAAGCUCCUUGCAGCAAGCAGCUGAUCCGAGCUAACCAUUAGGCAAAAGCGAACUUUCUUUUCUUUUCCCAAGAGAUCUCCGUUCGUGUCUGUACUCAAGUGUUUGUUCGAGCCAUCAGCCAUGGCCUCCAACCAGGACAAGGCGAGCUACCGCGCCGGCGAGGCCAAGGCCCACACCGAGGAGAAGGCCGGACAGGUGACCGGCGCGGCCAAGGACAAGGCGUACGAGGCCAAGGACCGGGCGUCGGGCGCGGCGGGGCAGGCGACGGGGAAGGGGCAGGGCGCUGCGGAGGCCACGAAGCAGAAGGCCGGCGAGGCGGGGCAGAAGACGUCCGAGACGGCGCAGGCCGCCAAGGACCGGGCCGCCGAGGGCAAGGACGAGGCCGGCAGCUACCUCGGCCGCACGGCCGAGGCCGCCAAGCAGAAGGCCUCCGAGGCGACGGGGUACACGCAGGACAGGGCCUCCGACGCGGCGCAGUACACCAAGGACUCCGCCGUCGCCGGCAAGGACAAGACCGGCAGCGUCCUCGGUCAGGCCGGCGAGCAGGUGAAGAACGCGGUGGUCGGCGCUAAGGACGCGGUGGCGAACACGCUGGGGAUGGGGGGAGAUAACACCACCGAGACGGUCACCAAGAGUCGUCACUAGAUAUACCUCUCGCGGUUGCAUAUAUAUGCUUUUAUUUCCUUCAGUUCCUGGAGCUCCAGAUUCCUGUGGCGUGUCCGAGUCUGUCUGUGUGUGUCACUCAUGGUCGGGUGAGGAUGUCUCACUGACGAGUAUCUUGGUGUUCAGAGUUCUCGUUUUAAGUUCAGCAAUGGUGUAAUAAUAACUAAUAACGAUAAUAUAGCUAUUUCGUCCUUAAA